AUGGAACCAACUUUAGGCUUACUAGGUGGGUUUGGGGGCGGCGGCGGUAGAGGUGGCGGAGGUGUUGGAGCUUGUAGCACAGCCUUGUCUUGUGAUCAGACUGGUUUAAAUGUACCAAAUUCUGAAAAAGACUACAUGGGCAUUUCUAAAGAGGCAGAGCUUGAACUGGGAUUGGGGCUGAGCCUGUGCAGUGGCGGCGGUAGUGGUGUGGAGGCGAAGGGUAAGGGGUCUGCAUGGGGUGAUUAUGGAAGAAUAUUGACUGCUAAAGACUUUCCUAACGGGUUUUCAACCGGGAGUGGAAGGGCUGCUGCUGGAACAAAGAGAGCUGCUGCUGACUCUGUAGGUUCUGCUGAAGCUGGCUCUCCUUCUACUGGUGUCAGUCAGGUAGUGGGAUGGCCUCCUAUAAGGGCAUACAGGAUGAAUACCUUAGUUAACCAAGCAAAGACUUCAAAUGCUGAAGAUGGUGAGGGAGUUGACAGGGACGAAAAGAAGGAGAACUCGAAGAAGAAAAUCAAUCAUGGAAAUGACAAGAAUGAUUCGAACAUUAGAGAAAGAGAUCAUCUCGGGUUUGUGAAGGUGAAUAUGGAUGGAUUACCAAUUGGAAGAAAGGUGGACUUGAAGGCUCACACUAGCUAUGAAACUCUGGCGCAAACUUUGGAAGAGAUGUUCUUCAAGCAUCCAUCGAGGACGAUUUGUGGUGGAAAGGAACAAUCGAUACAACCUUUUAAGCUUUUGGAUGGAUCAGCCGAGUUUGUGCUCACAUAUGAGGAUAAAGAAGGAGACUGGAUGCUAGUCGGAGAUGUUCCAUGGGGGAUGUUUCUCAGCACCGUGAAAAGGCUCAGAAUCAUGAAAAUUUCAGAGGCCAACGGACUUGCUCCAAAGUUCCACAAAAGGAAUGAGAAACAAAGGGCCAGAGCAAUAUAG
Molecule: messenger RNA, 924 nt
Organism: Fraxinus pennsylvanica
Lineage: Eukaryota; Viridiplantae; Streptophyta; Magnoliopsida; Lamiales; Oleaceae
Source: the annotation of a GenBank genome assembly